AUACAGAGAGACUGGAAGAAGCUCGUGCCACGGUUGCCGUCGCUAUAUCGACUCAAAACAUUGCACUCCAAGAGCCGCCUUACGAUCGGGGGUCAGCUAGCUCCGUCGCUUCCUUUGUUGGGCUAGGCCUCUUUCGUGGCUUUCUGUGGCAUGUCUUGUCGCGGGAACGUAAGUCCUCGAAAGUUGCACGUUCUUUGUCCGGUUUGUUGUGUUUUGGAGCUGUGCAUUGUUUCGGCCACAUCUUGAACGCGGCUAAGACUCGGCACUCUGCGACGGAAGAAAGAAACAUGGCUGGCUUCGGAGGGCCGCUUACCACGGAAUUUCUCCAGGUCUGAGGUUGUCAUGCCCCACGCGAGUGUGGCCGCGUGCUCUCAGGCAUGUAGCAUUUACUAGAGAGCGGUUUUCUGUGCCUGCAAACACUCUGUCCUCCUCAUAAUAGCUACCUCGCUGCGUUGACAGCCGUCAGUCAGUUCUGUCUUGUGGGAAUGUCUUUCCAACUACUGUUCGUGGCUACCACUCGUACCUCGAAAGGAAGGCUUUUAAAUGCUGCCAGGCGUCUGUAGUUUCCUCCAGUUUCCUUCUCCGUCGUUCUUCCGAGUAUUUGUCCUAUGCACACAGGUUCAGAAUUCGUCUACUUUUGGUGACACGUGAAGCACGCAUUUCCUCGUCAACUGCACUCUCCGUAGAAACCGCUGUUGGUCUUCGUCGAUACAUGUUCUUCCCACUGCUUUUUCUGCCUCUGUUUUUUCUCUCGUGUGUUCUUUGUUCUGUAUCGUAACCGACAACGGGUGUCGACGUCUCCGCAGAGCUCUAACGAUGUCAUAGAGCGCAUCCCGAGGUUUCGUAGUCCCACGUCGGCGUAGGAAAGGAUCGUUUCUUUACCCUCUUUCCUACCAGCUUCUCCUUUUCUUGUCUUUUUUCUGGUCAUGGCGGUGCAAACGGCGGUGGACGACCCGGAGGCUCCGGCUGAGGAUCAGCCGCUGCUCGGAGGUUCUCUGAAAAAGCCUUCCACGUAUCGUCAGUGUUGUUGCUGUGCUCUUGGCACAGCUGUGACUCUCUGGGCAGUGUUUUUGAUUGCUUUUUCUGUGUUUCUCGUGCUGGAUUUCAACAUCCGGGGAGCGGCCUUCACCUCAGGAGCUGUCCUGGGGCUAGUCACAGCGACGCUGCUGCUCUGUGCAGCGGGACAACAAAACGCAUUUAUCGCGUUCGUUUCUUUCUACCUUCAGAUUAUGGUCUACCUUCUGUGGGCACUUCAGAUGGCUCUUGCGGCGGUUUCUCUAUGGAAGGUCACGCACAGUUCUGCCUCUGUAGCGGGGAGAGAAGACUUCCCUCGUGUAACGCUGAGUCAGUACGCGGUCAUGACGGAUACGGUAUCUGACCAAAGUGGAACCAGACCCGUACAGGUUUAUCGGCAAGUGGAAGUUUCGUUUGCUUUGUACGAGGCAACGUUAUGUGCAUUCUACGCAGUGCAGUUGCUUCUUGCCCACUUCGUCUUGAGUAUGCUCUGGAGUUUCUACCGGGUUCUGCAAGCUGGAGGCACGGGUUUCGAGAAGCGAACGGCAGAAGAAAUCGAAGAAGAUGCCCUCUCAGCCCAGUUCCCGUCUUUUGCAGAAGAUACUCCGCGGUGACGGCGAAAAGAUACGGAGAGAUCGUGCAAAACGGGGUAGGAAAAUAUGCCCCCUGUUGGAACCUGCUGUCGUGUUUUGGCUCGGCGAAAAGCCCCCGUAAAGGCAGCUAGAGGAAACCCUACUCCAAGCUGACGACAUGAAGCAUCGACAGCUUUUCACGGAUAGAAACGCGACAAAGAAUGUUUUUUAUUUGAGUUUGGGUGCGGGAACGGGGCUCAAGUGUCGAAAUGUUGCCGAAGCCGUUUCGUCGAGUUUUUUUUACACAGCGUUCACCCGCUGAGGAACGGCCUGAAGCAGCACCUAUGUCUACUUUUUACUUUUGAAGGCUAGUGUUCUGGCGCAACAAUUCAGCAGUUUCACAAUUGUUUGAAGCCCCUUUGUGUACAGGAUAUUUCUGGGGGCGGUAUUUGCGUGCGGACCGUAUGCGCAACUUUAGAAAUACACAGGAUGUUACCAGGACAACCGAUGCAGGGACAUUAUACGUGGAGCAAGUGAAAGCUUUUUUCUGUCGCUUGGGUGCAAGGAGGCAUUUGCUUUCCAAGAUCACGGAAGUCGUUUAGACCAAAACAGUUCGUGUUCCUGUGCAGGCGUGUUUCCACAAAUUUCAAAUUCA
Toxoplasma gondii ME49 is the source of this 2241-nucleotide messenger RNA. RefSeq lists its product as hypothetical. Lineage: Eukaryota; Apicomplexa; Conoidasida; Eucoccidiorida; Sarcocystidae. The record is from RefSeq and is a predicted model, not a curated record. Bases 927 to 1628 code for a protein of 233 amino acids. The transcript has a single exon.